Messenger RNA from Bombyx mori (domestic silkworm), 4192 nucleotides. RefSeq lists its product as uncharacterized. The record is from RefSeq and is a predicted model, not a curated record. Gene Ontology annotation, molecular function: oxidoreductase activity. Bases 482 to 1750 code for a protein of 422 amino acids. The transcript is spliced from 6 exons. NCBI's taxonomy places the organism in Eukaryota, Metazoa, Arthropoda, Insecta, Lepidoptera, Bombycidae.
UAACUAAUUUGAUGAAUGAACAAUGUUGCGCCCAAUUCAAUCGACUAUUGAUAUCGAUCGAUGUCUCGAAAUGAACAGUUCCGUUAUUUAUUUUUGACAGUAGGUAUGUGGAUGGUAAUACUGAAUAUAGAACAGUUUGAAGUAUGUGCACCUGACGACUUACAACAGACCGUUAUUCGUGGCCCUACUCGGUGAUCUACUAAGCUGAAUAAAAUAAACGCUCCACAGACUACUAAGAGAAUUUAUGUUAUUAAUGAACUUGUUUUGUGCGUGAUAUUAAGUGUAUAAUCUAUGUGCGUGAAUGCACUGUUAUGUGAUGUUGUGUCUUACUGUUUAGCUGGAUUUAAUUAAAAUAAAUGCCGAGGAGAAAGUUUGUAACGAAACUAAAAAACCUAUCUCGUUUUCAGUUCCUAAUAAUUUUAAUUUUAGUGAAUUAAAUAUUGUAGAACAUUUUUUCGUACAGUAAGGUGAAGUGCGAACAAUGAAAUUAAGCCCGGAGGAGUUCGUUAACCAGCUCCUGACUAAGGAAGCCAGCGAACAACCCUCUGAUGAUGUUAAGCCUGAAGAACUGGUGAUGGAGCUACCGGAAUGGUUCGACGAAAAACAAUUUAACCAGGCGCGGAAGUUCUACGACGAGAACAGCUAUUCGUUCUCGUCGUCCAUGCUACAGGGUCUAGUGGCUGUUCUCUCGGUGCCUUCUAUACUCCGUGUCCUGGUCGGCACGCGACGCUCCAGCUCCGUUUUCACAGCCUACAAACGGUAUCUGUCCACGCUUCUGCACACGAUCUCCUGGUUCGAACACGAACUGAAGCCCGGAAGCAUGUCCUGGAGGUCACUGUACGCAGUGAGGAGUCGCCACGUCAAAGCAUCAUUAGCCUCAAACGCUAAAGGAACCGGAGUGGUAUCGCAGAGAGACAUCGCUCUCACGCAAUUCGGCUUCAUCGGAUUCUCGGUACUAAAACCCGACUUCUUUGGCAUAAGGCAGCUGGGCGACGGCGACUGGCAAGCUUACAAUCACUUCUGGAGGGUCAUAGGAUACAUGAUAGGACUGGAUGACAGGUACAACAUUUGCCGUGAAACAAUAGAGGAGACUCGCGAAGUAUGCCAAUUGCUAUUGGACCGAGUUUACACGCCGUGUCUGGAGAAUGCGCCCGAGUAUUUCGAGCAUAUGGCCCGCGUCAUGCUCGACGGUAUGUGGUGCAUCAACCCUACAGUCGACCUCGAAGCCAACAUGUACGGAUGCCGAUACUUGGCCGACGUCCCGGGGUACAUCUACACGGAGCGCGACAGGAUAGAGCUACAACAGAAAUUGAGGAAGCAUUUAAAAGGGAAAUCCCUUGAUACCGGCGUAGACUCGUCGCUGCUGAUGAGCCAACCAGCCGUCGAUGGUCUCCCGGAACGGGCGCCGCGUCUCCUCUACUACAACGACUACAACACGAUCGAGACCGCACCGGCCUACAAACAGCUCGGCCUCAAAUCGAAAUAUAAACUGGCGUGCUUCAACAUAUACAUGUGCCUCUAUACCACGUUCAUUGGUCGUUGGUAUUUCAACGCCAAUUUCAAAUUCAGCUUGUUCCUAAUGAGAUACUUCCCGUUUUUGGCGUUCUUCAGAUUCGGCGUUAGGAAUUCAUACGUGAAUAUUUUCGUGGAGGACCUUACAUCGGACACUAAGCCUAAGAUCAACUCUGAAUAUUAUAAGCCACAGGAGCCGACGCCGUGGUACAGAACAGUUUUGGAACUGCUAUUUUAAAGAUUCGUGAUAUAUAAUUAACUUUGAAGUCGUCGCGGCCUAAAAGAUUAGUCGCCCGGUGCGUUCGUAUCGAGCGAUGCGAUUCCGAUUUGAGCUACCGACGCGCGUGGACGUGCUCAUUGUUCGUUCGAUUGCCCGACCUCGGUUCGUGGCACAUCUGGCGUCCAAGUGUUUUGUCGGAAGUGACUACCGGUGAUAAUAGAUCAUUGUUCGUGGCACAUCUGUGGCCCAAGUGUUUCUCGGAAUUUGUACCUGCGCCUAAUUACAAGGCAUUGCCGCCCGGAAACUGUGCAGUGGUUCUAUUCACUCUAAUUCUAUUCUAUUUAUUCUAUUCACUAAAAUUUCUAAAAUUCCUAGAAUCGCUUCGGCCAAUUUAGUGUUACCGACGCAGGGGCCUCGCCGCAAGGCGAGCGCGUGUUUAAGUCCCGGGGCAGCCCCCCCUGGGCAGUCCGAAGAAAUGGAGUUUUCUCCAACCAACACACUGCUCGCGGAAUUCUUAAGCGAGAAAUACCCGGCCCUCGAAUCAGAAUUUUUAGCUUACAAAGCUAAACGCGCCGUGAACUGUUCUGCCGUGCCCGCCGCGCCCGCCGUUUCCGCCACGCCUGCCGUUCCCGCGUCCCCUGCAAGCGCGCGCAAAACUCCCGCGCCGUACACCGCAGCCUCCGUCGCGCCCAGCACACCCGUGUCCCCCAUACUGUCGCGAAAAACUCCCGGGUCUACCGCGGCAGCUUCCGUUUUACCUCAGCGAUCGUCUGCGGCCUCCGUCGCGUCCGCCGCUCCCGCGCCUUCCUCCUCGUCCUCCGACUCUGACUCGGAUAUGGAGGUUGACCUCGUUCCCGCCUCAUUAACAGAUGGAUUCACUCUCGUGCAAAAGGGUAAGAAGCGCGCCGCGGAGUCCCGAGCUUCCGCGGCCGCUAAAAUAAGCAAAGCCGCGAACGCGUCGCGCCCCCGCCCUCCGACCCCCGUCGCUCCCUGUCCCCGUGCCACGCCGUCGCCGCACCCGGUGGCACAAACGAGAAUUCAGGCCCCUCCUCCGUUGAUUCUUCAAGAGAAGGCUGCUUGGGACCGUAUCUCCCUGGCCCUUAAGGCCAAAAACAUAAAUUUUGUCAGUGCCCGUAACCUCGCGAACGGGAUACAGAUAAAAGUAGCAACACCCGACGACCAUAGGGCCCUCUCAAGCUACCUCCGAAAGGAGUGUAUAAGUUAUCAUACGUAUACGCUCCAGGAGGAGCGUGAGCUCCGUGCAGUCAUACGUGGCAUCCCCAAGGAGUUAGAUGCCGAGCUCGUAAAGGCCGACCUACUCGAACAAGGCCUACCCGUAAACUCCGUGCACCGCAUGCACACAGGACGCGGGAGGGAGCCAUACAAUAUGGUUCUCGUCGCCCUCCAGUCUACCCCCGAGGGUAAGAAAAUCUUUAACGUCCGAACUGUCUGUAGGCUUUCCGGAAUCACCGUGGAAACCCCUCAUAAAAAAGGCACUCCGAGCCAGUGCCACAAUUGUCAGUUGUACGGGCAUUCUUCCCGUAAUUGUCACGCGCGCCCUCGAUGCGUCAAGUGUUUGGACGAUCACGCCACGACUCUUUGCACUCGCGAUCAAAAAACCGCGACGGAACCACCUAGCUGCGUCCUGUGCCGAACACAGGGUCACCCCGCGAAUUACCGUGGAUGCCCUCGAGCCCCUAAAAUAAAUCGCCGCGUCGCGCGUCAAAACCGCCUCCGAGCUUCCGGCCCUGACAUCAAAGCCACGGCACCCUCUGUGCCGAAGGCUAAGCCUGCCUUCGUGCCGGCGCCGGUGCCCAGCGGCUCGGCCUGGGCUAAACCGUUGCCGUACACGAACACGGCUGUAGCUCCCUCCCCCGCGAUUCGUCCUGUCCCCGCGAUACGUCCCUCCCCCGUGAUUCGUUCUUCCCCCGCGACCAGCACUCCGACCGCGUCCGACAAUCUCGCUCUAGCGAUCGACUUUUUUCAGUCGAUCAACUUUGAGCGUGUUAAUGCUUUGGGUGACGCCAUUCGCGCCGCCUCCACUGCACAACACUUCAUCGCCGUUGUGCAAGAAUACGCUGACGUAUACGCGUCGUUAAAUACGUACGUCCUCCCCUCGCUCCGCCGGUAAUCAAUGGCGUACAUAAGUAGAAUAAAGCCCCUAUCCGUAACGAUAGGAUUUUUUAACGCUUACGGUCUCGCAAAUCAACGUGAUCAGGUUUGUGAUUUUUUGCGUGACCAUCAAAUUGACAUCUUUUUGGUGCAGGAGACCCUGCUUAAGCCCGCGCGCCGCGACCCUAAAAUCGCGAACUAUAACAUGGUUAGGAACGACAGGCUCACUGCUCGUGGUGGUGGUACCGUCAUUUACUAUAGACGAGCCCUGCACUGCGUCCCACUCGACCCCCCCGCGCUUUCUAACAUCGAAGCAUCAGUAUGCCGAAUCUCACUGACUGGACACGC